Molecule: messenger RNA, 3088 nt
Organism: Myzus persicae (green peach aphid)
Lineage: Eukaryota; Metazoa; Arthropoda; Insecta; Hemiptera; Aphididae
Product: solute carrier family 15 member 1-like
Exons: 15
Coding region: 900-2927 (675 amino acids)
Biological process (GO): transmembrane transport; oligopeptide transport
Cellular component (GO): membrane
Molecular function (GO): dipeptide transmembrane transporter activity
Source: RefSeq, a predicted model, not a curated record
UAUGUUGUGCAAAAACCACGAACGCAAUUCGGAUAUCACGAUUUUUAUUUUUGUAUUCUGGGAUGUUUGUAUAUUCGUAUGCUGCCAGUCUCACAUAUCUCACUGUUUGUGUUAUUGCCUAUAUAAUAUAAUAUAAUAAUCAGUCUGACAAAAUAGCGUAUCGUUUUAUGCGUUUCGCUAAUAAAAUACUACCCGCUAAAAUAUUUGAACAAUUAAUUGGGAUACUGAAUUAUUUGGUUGUGCUAUUGAUGAAGAUUCAAUAAUAAAAUGGACACCGAUCUCAAUAGACUAUAGUACCUAUAUGCGACAUUUGGGCUUCAGGCACAAUAUCCUUUCUUUCGUUUACUUUCAUGCAAAGUACUGUGUAUACUAUUACUUAUUAGUAUAGCGUUCAUUAAAUGUGACAAAUAAUUGAAUACUUUAAUAAAUGAGUGUAAUGACUGAGUCGUUUAUACAUUUUUUACAUUUUUCACUCACUUAUACUAUUUGCAGUGUCACAAUUUCUCGAAAAAUGCUUAGAAAUUACGGCCAGCUCAGUCGUUCAUUUUGUAGUUUUGUAAUAAUUAUUCAUAGACCAUUUAGCUUAUAUUUAUAGACCGACGGGAAUACUUCGGACGGCUAACAUUAUUCAAAUAAUAAAAGAAAAACAUAUGAUUUUAUCACAUCCCAUUACUGUGCCACUGCCGCUAUAUUUACAUGUGCGGCUGCUGUCUCGUAUUUUUAAUAGUCAGUAUAGAGGUGGGCCAUAGCCUUUUUUCAAAGACCAUUUAAUUUGCACUAAAUUUUAAGUGAAUCCAGUGUAAAGUUAAUAAAAUUGAAAAUUGAGAUACAUUUUUUUUUUAUCAAUAUUUGUUUCAAAAAUUAAGUUUACUUUUUUAAUUUACCUACUGCAUUCUAAUAUGACAACAAUAUUAAAGUAUCCGAAAUCAGUUUGGUAUAUAAUCGGAAAUGAGUUUUGCGAAAGAUUUAGUUAUUUUGGACUUAAAGCUGUAUUGGUUUUAUUUUUCACGACGAUACAAGAAUAUGACCAUGAUACUUCCACGAUUAUAUUUCAUAUGUUUUUAGUCUGUGCAUACUUAUCACCAUUGUUUGGUGCCAUCAUUGCAGAUUCAUAUUGGGGGAAAUAUAAAACCAUCUUUAUCUUAUCUAUUGUACAUGCGAUAGGAAAUAUCUUAGUGGCUGUUGCAUCGUUUGUCACAUCGAUAAGUUUAAAUUUCCAAAGAUUAUUUACGAUAGUUGGUCUACUGUUAACAUCAAUUGGAGCAGGUGGUAUAAAACCGUGCGUCUCUUCUUUUGGCGGUGACCAGUUCGUAAUACCAGAUCAAGAGGAUCAUCUGCAAAAGUUCUUUUCUGUAUUUUACUUUACUAUUAAUGCGGGGUCAUUGUUGUCGACGUUCAUUACACCAGAGCUGAGGAAAUCAGUCCAAUGUUUUAGAAGAGAUUCAUGUUUUCCAUUAGCAUUUGGGAUUCCUGCUAUACUUAUGUUGAUCUCAAUAGUAUUCUUCGUAAGUGGAAAAAGUAUGUAUAAGAUCAAGAAACCCGUGUCCAGUAUCAUCACAACUUCAAUUGGAUGCAUGUUUUACGCAUUGAAAAAAAAAAUAACAGCUUCUUCAAAUGAACCGAAAAGAAAAGAUUGGUUAGAAUAUUCCGAUGAUAAGUACAAUACACAUGAAAUAUCUGAAUUGAGAUCAGCGUUGGACGUUAUGUAUUUGUUAAUUCCAAUUCCGUUGUUUUACACACUUUUUGAUCAACAAGGGUCUCGUUGGACAUUGCAAGGAACACUAAUGAAUGGCAAGAUAGAUUUUUUGAAUUGGUCAAUCAAACCUGAUCAAGUACAUUUAAUUAAUCCGUUAUUCGUUUUGGUAUUCAUACCACUUUUUAAUGGUGUUGUCUAUCCAAUCUUGUAUAAAAUCGGUAUCAAUACACCUUUAAAAAAAGUCACUCUAGGUGGCCUAUUUGCUGCAUCAUCGUUUGUAUGUGCUGCUGUCGUGCAGUGUAUUAUUAUUGGUCAAACCUCAGUACUAGCGUCAAAUGAAGGUCAAUUAAGAAUAUUCAAUAAUUUUGAUUGCGGUGUAGCCAUGUCUGGUUCUUUGGUUGGAAACUUCAGUAUUGAACCAUUAGAUGUACUUCAUAUUAAUUAUAGUUCAGCUGUAUUUAAUGAAACUGAUGUUCUAUCUAUAAACGUAGAACCUACGUGCCAAUUAUUAAAAACGGGUACACUGAAACAACGUGUUUUUAUCGUCAAAGGAGGGGUUUCGUUUUAUUUAUUAACAUCUAAAAAACAUGAUGAUAUUGAAUUAAAAUAUUUAAACGAAUUGAGGAAAUUAAGGAGUGGAAAUUCAAAUCUCAGGAUUUCCUACAGUGAUAAUUUAUCCGGGAAAAGCAUUACACUAAGAAAUACUGAUAAUAAAUUGUCUGACAUAAAUAAUUUUCAAUUGCCAUUAAACAAAAAUACAAACCACGAAAUACCUGUCGGAACCUAUGAUAUAUAUUUAGACAAUGAACACAUUUUGGUAACGAUAGAUUUACUGCCGGCUAGUGUUAAUGAGCUAAUAUUUCACCAACGUUUUAACCAUACGACAGCCAAGUUGAUUACUUUAGAAAAUGGAAAAUAUAUACAUAUUCUAUGGCAAGUUCCUCAAACGCUUUUCAUAACAAUAGCUGAAGUUAUGAUCGUCGUUACAUUAUUGGAGUUUACGUUCACUCAAGCUCCAUUAAGUAUGAAGUCUUUUAUAUCUGCAGCCAAUUUAUGUACACAAGCAGUUGGCAAUUUAAUUAUCGUCAUCAUAUCUAAGAUUGGAUUGUUUGAGAAUCAAGUUCAUGAGUAUAUAUUUUACGUAAUAUUAGUAGUUUUAGGUGUCAUAAUAUUUAUGUUGAUGAGUUCCAAGUAUAAAUAUAAAUAUGUAACAGAAAAUCAAUCUAAAUAAUGAGUGAUAUUUUUGAAUAUUUACAAUAUUUAGUUGCAGCAACAUAAAAUAUCGACAUUUGAGGAAAGUAACUCAAUUAAAUAUUGAGAGGAUUUUAUUUUUUAAUAAUUUUUAAUUGCUCAUAAUAUUUUAUAUCAAUUGUUAACUGUUAUUUACCUGUA